This is a messenger RNA of Amphimedon queenslandica, 4016 nucleotides long. RefSeq lists its product as uncharacterized. Bases 67 to 3789 code for a protein of 1240 amino acids. The transcript is spliced from 3 exons. Gene Ontology annotation, molecular function: protein binding. The record is from RefSeq and is a predicted model, not a curated record. NCBI's taxonomy places the organism in Eukaryota, Metazoa, Porifera, Demospongiae, Haplosclerida, Niphatidae.
UCAUUGUGGCAACUCAGUUUGGUCAAUACAGUAUUGUGGAGCUAUUGUUACAGCAGAAGCAAAUCGAUGUUAACCAUUUCAGAUAACUCUGGAUAUACUGCACUUGAUUAUGCUUGUCAAAUGGGAUACACAGAUCUAGUCAAACUUUUACUAAAGUUAAAAGAUCAGAUUCAUGUUAUUGAUCAGCCACUCUUGCUAGCCAGUAAACAUGGGCACCUUUCUGUUAUCAAGCUAUUGUAUUCUUGUUUCGAAAUUUCUGAGCAUGACAAACUCAGGGCCACUUUAUUUGCUGGUUCAUCUGAUGUAUUUCACUGGCUUGGUGUGCAAUGUGGCAUUGAUGUUACACUUACCGUUGAAGAUAUUAAAAUUUCUCUAAAAAAUAAUUUGGCUGGUACUCUGUGUCUACCAAGUCUUGGUCGUUCAGUUCAAAUGGGUAUGCUUUAUGACUGCCGCAGUGAUUGUCUUAUUCCAGAAAUAACACUGUGGGAUAAUGCAACACUUAAAGCUGUUGUCACUUCAAUACCACAACCAAGCUCUUUCUUUCAAGUUGUUUCUGAAGAUAAAAUUUCUAAAAAAAUGUCUAACCUUGGAGUUGAAGCUAAUUUAUCAUUGAGUGUGCUGAGCGGCUUGGUGAAAAUAUCUGGAGCAGCAGAAUAUAUCAAUGAUAUACAAUCCUCUAGAAAUGACAACCGUGUCACUCUUGAGUACAAUUAUACUUCAGAAUUUCAGCAUUUAGCAUUGAAGCAGUUAGCAACAUCAAAAAUACAGCAUUUUGAUGUUUUUGAGAGGCAAAUGGCAACUCAUGUAGUAACAGGUGUGCUAUAUGGGGCAGAAGCAUUUUUUAUCUUUGACAGAGAAGUACAGAGCAAUGAGAAUCAUUGUGAUGUACAUAAAAAGAUGGAAGUUUUAGUCAAGGCAAUUCCAGGUAUUGAUCUAAUUAAAGGAAAUGCAGCAUUAAAUGACCAAGACAAAAAGGAGGCAAAUAAGUUACGAUGCAAGCUUUAUGGUGACCUACAACACACCAGCCCCCAUACUUUUGAAGAUGUUGUAAAAUUAUAUAAGGAAUUACCAUUGGGUUUUAUAAGUAGAGGGACUAUUGUUCCUAAGAAGUUCUGGUUGUACCCUUUAAGUAAAUUUGAAAGCAAAGCUGCACAUAUGGUGAAAGAAAUUAGUAUCAGUCUUGUCAUGCAAGUGCAAAAAGCGAUUGAUGUUUAUAACGAAUUGGAAAUCAGAAGUCAUGAUCUCAUCAACACUGAAGUUUGUGAUAAGUUUAGCAGUUUGAAUAAGCAAGCGUUAUGGUUUCAGGAAAUGAUUAAAGAGCAUAAGGCAGACUUUAUGAAAAGGCUGACAGCAAUAUUACCAUUGAUUCGAGGAGGAUUGGAAGAAGAGCAAGUGCUAGCCACACUGCUGGAGCACAUACACCAAUCACCUUUCAACACAGGCUCGCUAGAACAAUGGAUAGCAAGCAAAGAAGAAGAAAUCAAAGUCAUUAUUGAAUAUUUGGAUGUAAUGAAAAAAACCCAAGGAAUUAAAUUUGUAUUUGGUGCUGGGGAUUAUCAAGCUGCUCUUAGUAAUGCAAGCUAUGAUCAUGUUCUUAGUUUUGAGUUUAAAGUUGUAAAAGAUGAUGAUUACUUUCUUCAGAAUAUGUCUUCAUUUUUAUGCAACAGAGCUCAAUCUACUUUCAAGUCACACGUGCAGCCAUGGUUUAAAAGUAGUUCUAUAGUUGGAGAUUUAAGUGUCAAAUCAAAGCAAUUUACCAGUUUUGUUAAUGCAAACAUUGAUAAUAAAAAAGUUAUGUUCAUAGUGACUGCAGGUUCCACUCAUUCCACUGAAGCUGAUGACAGUGCAGGAGCAACUAUAAUGCACUAUGAAUUUGGAACUUCAGUUGGUCAUCAGUUCGAUCCUCCUACUCAACCAGUAGGGAAGCCUGAAGCUACUAUUUUAGAACACAAGAAUAGUGUUCACUUACAAUGGAAGGCACCCAAAUAUGGCUCAAGUAUUGACAACUAUAAAGUUAUCUACUGUAGUGAAUCAGGUGACAGUUGGGCAGCGUACCAGAUCACAAAAGGAAACGAAACAACUCUUAUGAUCAAUGACUUAAAGCCUGAAACAUGCCACAUCUUUAAAGUUUGUGCUGAAACAAAGCUUGGCCACAGUGAAUAUAGUGAAGUAAGUAAUACUGUUAAAACAAAGUCGCUUCUUGAUCUGAACCUUCAAAACAUAAUAGCUGCUUCUGAUGUCAUCUCAUCACAUCAGCCACCACCAACAGUUUAUAAGUUAAAAACAAGGCCUGCCAAGCUGCAGAAAUACAGAAAUAUUGAGUUUGGUAUGCCAAGUAAUUCAAAUAAGCCAACUAGAGUAUUGUUGCUUUUUGGGGCUGCAGGAGCUGGCAAAACAACACUAAUCAAUGGAAUAGUUAACUACUAUCUUGGUGUAACCCUUGAACACAAGUUCCGCUUUAAGCUAAUUCAUGAUGAUGAAUACUCACAGACACAGGAAAUUACUGCAUGCACCUUAUACUGGCAAGAAUGCUCACCAAUUAAUUGCAAUUUAACCAUCAUCAAUACACCAGGAUUUAGUGAUGAUACUCAUGGUCUAGAAAGAAAUAAAAUCUACAGAAAGCUCAUUCAAGGGUUUUUUGCCGAUUAUUUUGAUGAAUUACAUGCUGUUUGUUUUGUUAUACAAGCAUCAUUUGCAAAUUUAUCUCCAAAUCAAAUUUUUUUCUUUGAAACUAUUCUUUCAAUUUUUGGGAAAGACAUCAAAAAUAACUUUUUUUUUAUGCUCACAUUUGCUGAUAGUCUUGAUCCUCCAGUUAUGGAAGCUGUAAGGGAAGCUACUAUUCCUCAUGCUGAUUUCUUUUCAUUCAAUAAUUCUGCACUUUUUGUUGACCCAAAAAAGUCAAAUUUUGCUAGCAUUUUUUGGCACAUGAGCCAUGCUAGCUUCACCAGGUUUUUUAUUCAGAUUGAACAGGCAAGUUCUGUUAGUCUUCAACUAACACAACAAGUUUUUGAAGAGCACAAAACACUUGAAGCUAUUGUUUGUGGUUUUAAACACCAAAUCAAUGUUGGGCUUUCUAAAGUUGCUGAACUAAAAGAAUAUGAAGAAAUCCUUUGCAGCAUAGAAGAAACGAUCAAGGCAAAUCAAGAUUUUACAUAUGUCGUAGCUAUCAUAAAACAAAAAACGAUUGAUUUACCUUUAGGCAAGUUUGACACCAAUUGUAUCAAUUGUAGCACUACUUGUCAUAGCGAUUGUCCAUAUUCUAAUAAUGAAGACUUAUGGAAAUGUCCUGCGAUGGAUGAUGGAGGUGAAAGCAAUGCAUGCUGUAAGGUAUGUCCUGGCAGAUGCAGCUGGAGGAAGCACUUCAAUAAUGGUUAUAGAUUUGAAUUUUAUGAAGAGAAAGAGACAAGAACACUUCAAGAACUUCUGGAGCGAUACAAUGAAGCUAAAUCAAAAAAAUAUAAAUUGCAGAUUUCAAUUGAAACAAUGGAGCGAGAGCUACAGCAACUACUACAUGAACUUUUGGUUGAUAUACGUAAAGUUCAUGAUUGCAUGAAACAACUAAAUGAAAUAUCUCUUUACCCAAAUCAAACCACUGAUGUUGACCUACUCAUCAAGUCUGAGUUACAACAAAGAAGACCUGGAUGGCAGAAAUGUGUGGAGAGUUACAAUAUAGUUCGUCUACAGGAUAAGCUUUCUAAAUUUAAAGAUUUUGAAGAAAUCGAAAAACAAGAUAUUAAAUCCCAGUGGAAAAAAAUUUAUGCAUUUUUUAGUGAUAGUCAACAGAAAUAAGAAAAAUGAAAAUAAAUUUACAAUACAAAAAAACUUUUGAAGAUUUUUUGUCUUAAUUACAUAAACUUCAUUUGCUUUUUGUUAGAUGCAUAAUUUAGAUCUUGUGUCUGCAUGAUGCGUAUAAAAUUACAAAUACAUUAACAUUAAAUGUACAUGCAAACUUAAUUUAGUCAGUUUUGUAAUUUAAUUUGUAUUUUUAGUUCAUCGUUGACCUUAGUUUCAAUGGU